Molecule: messenger RNA, 540 nt
Organism: Gekko japonicus
Lineage: Eukaryota; Metazoa; Chordata; Lepidosauria; Squamata; Gekkonidae
Gene: TSR2
Product: TSR2, 20S rRNA accumulation, homolog (S. cerevisiae)
Exons: 5
Coding region: 1-540 (179 amino acids)
Biological process (GO): maturation of SSU-rRNA from tricistronic rRNA transcript (SSU-rRNA, 5.8S rRNA, LSU-rRNA)
Cellular component (GO): nucleus
Source: RefSeq, a predicted model, not a curated record
AUGAAGCGAGGCGUAGCAUCUUUUCGACCAGUUGAAGCCAGUGUGAAAACAGCUCUGUCUGUAACUAGAUGUAAAAAUAUACAUACGAGCAAGUCAGUGGAUGGAUUAGCACAUGAGAUUGCAGUGGAAAAUGGCUUUGGCGGGGCGUACAGCCAAGAGAAAGCUGAAUGGAUGGUGGGGGCCGUGGAGCAGUACUUCCAGAGCAACGCUGACCUGGAGCCAGAGGAGGUGGAUGAUUUCCUCGCAGAGGUGAUGAACAAUGAAUUUGAUACCAUGAUAGAAGAUGGGAGCUUGGGCCAGGUAAGCCAGCAACUGUGCCUCUUCUUCAGGGAGUGCCAGCAGGGAAAUGGAGCAGCGGUGCAGGAAGCCCUUGCCCGGCUGGCCCAGAAGCAGCAGGAGGCCAGGACGGCAGCCGCGAAAGCCGUGGCAGCUGAAGAAAGCAGCAGCGAGGAAGAAGAGGAGACGGAAGAAGAGGGGGCGAUGCCUACAGGGGCAGACAUCUGCAGGGUCUACACAUCCUGGAAAAUCUACGGCAACUAA